Molecule: messenger RNA, 639 nt
Organism: Aureobasidium musti
Lineage: Eukaryota; Fungi; Ascomycota; Dothideomycetes; Dothideales; Saccotheciaceae
Source: the annotation of a GenBank genome assembly
AUGCUAUCAGCGAUCCAAGCUGUCCUGUUUCUUGGUAAGGAGGAUAUCGGCAAACAAGUGACUUGCUCUCAAAGUUGGUACCAUCCCGAGCCUCAUGCUUCUUCUCUNUUGCUUCGAGAACUCUAUCUCUCUUCCAACCCCUCUUCGCGCUCCGUUUACGCGUCGGUUGACCCCGACGGCACANNUCCGGGCAUCUACCAUACUUUCCUUGAGCGACCGUUGCAGCCAAUACUCACUCGUGACCAUCGCGAGGAAUUCUCAAAGAGAUCGCCAACGGUCGCAAUUCGCUACAAUGAGCCAAGNGUCAGCGUAUCAUCCAACGCUUUGUCUCAGUCGGGCGGGGACACNAUCCUGACAAAGUCCACUUGUACGCACGAAGCAGAGUCGCCGAGGAGGUUGGUUCUCACUCUCGCUUUCCGCUUGCAGCUUGAAUCACCAAGGGCUACAAUCUCANNAAGCAGUUGUAGCGAGUCGACAAUCUGUCUUAGAUGCGAAGACAUGCUGGAGAAGGUUAACCUGCCUUGUGUCUCGGUAGGCCGGUCAGAUUUGUUGUUGUUCACGUCUCUCAGCUCCCUACCUCAGGAUACCAAGUCAGUCUACCGUUGUACUAGUUGUCGCCUGUACACCCUGACCAGGUGA